GGCGGGGCUGGGAGGGCAAGGGCGGAGCCCGGCCUGGCUAAGCCCCUGCCGCAGUGGCCCGGAGCCCCGGACCCGGUGAAGGUAGCAGCGGCAUCGACAUGGCUUUUGAUUCUGAGGACAAUGUGUACCACAGCUCAAAUGCUAUCUACAGAGCCUCAAGCAGUCCUCAAAAAGCUGACCAGGAAGCCCUGCUGGGGAAACAACUAGACUACCCAGCCCCCGGCCUGCAGAGGCCAGAGGACAGAUUCAAUGGCGCCUACAUCAUCUUCUUCAGCCUGGGGAUUGGGGGCCUACUGCCCUGGAACUUUUUUGUCACUGCCAAGGAGUACUGGGCAUUUAAACUCCGAAACUGCUCCAGCCUGGCCUCGGGGAAGGACUCUGAGGACACAGACAUCCUGAACUACUUUGAGAGCUACCUGGCGGUUGCCUCCACUGUACCCUCUUUGCUGUGCCUUGUGGCCAACUUCCUGCUUGUCAACAGAAUCCAGGUGCAUGUGCGUGUUUUGGCCUCACUGUCGGUCUCACUGGCCAUCUUCGUGGUUAUGAUUGCGCUGGUGAAAGUGGAUACUUCCUCUUGGACCCGAGGCUUCUUCAGUGUUACCAUCGUGUGUAUGGCCAUCGUGAGUGGCUCCUCCACUAUCUUCAAUAGCAGCGUGUAUGGCCUGACAGGCUUGUUCCCCAUGAGGAAUGCCCAGGCAUUGAUAUCAGGAGGAGCCAUGGGAGGGACAGUCAGUGCUGUGGCCUCGCUGGUGGACCUGGCAGCAUCCAGUGACGUGCGGGACAGCGCCCUAGCCUUCUUCCUCACAGCAGCAGUCUUCCUUGGGCUCUGUGUAGGGCUCUUCCUACUGCUGCCCCAGCUGGAGUAUGCCAGGUACUACAUGAGGCCAGUUACCCCUGCCCACGUGUUUUCUGGUGAAGACAACCUAUCACAGGACACUCCCAGCACCUCCUCAGUGGCUCCUGCAUCCAGAGUGGUACACACGCCACCCCUCAGGCCCAUUCUGAAGAAGACGGCUGGCCUUGGGUUCUGUACUGUUUUCCUUUACUUUGUCACUGCCCUCAUCUUUCCUGCCAUCUGCACCAACAUCCAGUCCAUACAUAAGGGCACUGGCUCUCCAUGGACCUCCAAGUUCUUUGUGCCACUCACUGUCUUCCUCCUUUUCAACUUUGCUGACCUCUGUGGCCGACAGGUCACAGCUUGGAUCCAGGUGCCAGGUCCUAGGAGCAAGGUGCUCCCCGGAUUGGCACUCUUGCGUGUCUGCCUCGUGCCCUUCUUCCUGCUCUGUAACUACCAGCCACGCUCACACCUGACUGUGGUGCUUUUCCAGUCUGACAUCUACCCUGUGCUCUUCACCUGCCUCUUGGGGUUCAGCAAUGGCUACCUCAGUACUCUGGUGCUCAUCUAUGGCCCCAAGAUUGUACCCCGGGAGCUGGCUGAGGCCACCAGUGUAGUGAUGACUUUCUAUAUUUCUGUGGGCUUGUUGCUGGGCUCAGCUUGUGCAGCCCUGCUUGAACACUUUAUCUAGGAGGGGGAAGCAGGGAUGUGGGUACUGUGUGAGGCUUGGGCCCUUGGGAGAUGCGCAGGGUGAGCAGUCUCCGAUGCUGUGGGCUGGCCUCUCAUUUGGUGCAGAGCUGAGCCCACUCAGGCUGCCUUUCUCUCAGACUGCUUGGGAGCCACAUCCUAGCAACAUCUUGUGCAGGGAGACAUUCCAGACACAGCCCAGCAUGGUGCCUCAUACCUAUAAUCUCGGCAUUUAAGAGGCUGAGCUGGAGGACUGCUGUGAAUUUGAGGCCAGCCUGGCUGGAUAGUAGAACCUUAUCUCAAAAAAUAAGCUAAAACAAAAACCCUGAGACAUCCCAAACACUUCAAACACUCCAGAGCCCUUUGAAGGGUGUGGUUAUUGGUGGAAUAUAGCUCGACCGAUAGCUUACUUGUUCAGCAUCCUUGAAGGCCUGGCUCCCAUGCACAGCAUAAACUGGACAUGUUUAGUGAAAGCCUGUAAUCCUAUCACUUGAGAGGUAGAAGCAGGAGGAUCAGAAGUUCAAGGUCAUCUUCAGCUACAUAGGGAGUUUGAGGCCAAUCUGGGCUACAAGAGACAGUGUCUCAAAAAAAAGAAAGUACAGUUGUAAAGAUGGGAGUGGUAAUGUUACCUUUAUAGCUAAUAAAUACCCUAUGUCUAACUUGUGUUGUUACAAGGCCAGAACCCAGCCUUUCUAACUGACAGCAAGGUGGGAGAGAAUCUUCAGGGUUCCCUAUUCUGAAAGAGGCUCCUGGAUUUGAGAUCCCCUCUCAAAUGGCCAGUACUCAGAACAGGGCCCAAACGUGCUGAUCCUUCAGCUCUGUGGGUGGGAGGAGGCCAAACAGCUGAAAAGCUCCACAAGGCAGGCUUCCCAAGCCUUCCUACCUAAGGCCUGGGCUCCUGAAGUCUCCCUGUAUCAGGGACUGGAUGUGGUAGGCCUGGUCUUCAGAUGAGGACCAGGUGUCCCAAUGACCCGGGACCUAUUUAGGACAGGGGGAAGUCUUUUUAACAGUCAUGUUUACAGCCUGUUGGAACGCUUGGUUCAAGGGCAUAAUAAAUACUGGGGUUCUCAGUGUGAACUUUGUUGGUGUUUCCAUCAAUUGAGGUCUUAGCAAGAGGCAAUAUGUUAAGACUGGGUGAUUUGGAGGGAUGUAGGGACAGGUACAAGAGACCCUAGGGCUUGGGGUGUGGCACCUUUCCUUGUUGCUGUAACAAAAUACCUGACUAACACAGCUUAAGGAAGGAAAGGUUUCUUCUGGCUUACAGUCUAAGAGGGGUCACCGCCCUCUGUUGCCGAGGUGGGAAAGGCACAGCAGUGGAUGUGAAAGUGGCUGAUCACAGUGUAUACCCAGUUGAGGAUCUCAGUCCAUGGGACGGUGCUGUGCUGCCCACAUUCACAUGGGUCUUCCUCUCUCAGCUAUCAUUCUCUGGAAACAUCCGAGCAGACAAGCAGGUUUCCAUGGUGAUUCUAAAUCCAGUCUCAUAGACAAUGGAGAUUAACCAUCAUACUAUUCAGAAACCGGUAAGACUGAGGCCCUUCCACGCUUAGCCCGAAGAGGGAGAUCAGCAAGCCUUUCUAGAGUGUAUACAUGUGACCUUAUUUGGGGUGAGCAGGGGCAGGUCUAGACAGCAGUGACCUCAGAAGAGAGGCAGAGACUUCCUCCUCCACCCACUCACCCUCCAUUUGCCACUGAGGAUUAUACAGCCCCCAGGAAGGGAGGAAGCAGGUAAGCUGAGGGUGAGGUGUUAUUCAGCAGGGCUAGCUGUCACCUCUGUGGUCAUAGGUUUCCAGAUGUCAGGGCAGUGCUGGCACUUGCUUUGCAAUUUGGGGUGGCUUUGUUCUGCUUCCGUUCCCAACAGUUGUAAUUGUAAUUAUUUCAGAAACUCCAUUGCCCCACCCAGUACGCCACGGCCCCUCAUACAUAUGUGUGACACAGAUACCAAGUUCACAAAAGCUUCUGAGAGAUUAUUCUUCUGGGAGAAGGACUAGCUUGGGGAUUGAGAAACUUCUCCAGACCCUUCUCAGGAUUCCUGCAAAGAGAGGAGCCCAGCACAUGGCUACCCUCUGAGCCGAGAGCUGGUGGAGGAGCCUGGGCUGGAAGAUCCUGCAGAUGCUGAUUAAGCGAGAGGUGGUGUAAUCUCUCCUGUGGCGUCAGCUUAUGCUCCCUACCCUCAUCUGCUUCACACUCCCGCUCCGGCUGAAGGAUGGGAGAAGACACCCUUGAGAGGUAUUCUAAACUUGAACAUAGUAAAAACAAAACAAACAGACAAAAAGCAAAGGAAAAAAAAUGUAUUAUCAACCCCCAGUGUAAUGCUGUAGAUGGUCUCAGGUGUGUGUCUAGGGGUGACUCAUCCCAGCCUUGGGUGUGCUGUGUGGGCACACAUUUCUUUAAUGUGUCUCAUUAAAGAAAAACAGUUCUCUCUCUCUCUGUGUAUGUGUGUGAGGCAGGGAGUGGUGGACUGCUCUCACAUGCUCUGGUGAAGAGGGGAAGGGGUGGCUCUCCAGGACAAAAGUAGCAUCAGAAUGUACUGGAAGGCGGUAGCAGCUAUGGUUUGGUAGCAUCCAGAGAGAGGGACAAAUCUGAGCUCACCUGGGUUAUAGAGGAGAAGCGCCUGCUCAGCCGCAAGGUUAUCUCCUUUUGACUCACCUGAGUGGUUCUAUUACCAAAGAGCCAUACCUCUCAGAAGGGAGCAGGAAAGGAAAGAACAAUUCCAGGUAGGGGCAGAGACAGGACUUGAGGCUGUGAGCAGCACAUGGAUUUAGUUUGCCCUGCUCCCAGUCUGGAGUUUUCUGAGCUCAGUGACCUUGUGGAGUGCAAGAUCCUUUGCCUUGAGCUGUAAGGCUCAGGGAGGUUAAAUGACCUUCCCAGGGUCACUCAGCUACUAAAUAGCACAGAUAGAAAUCACACCUAGUUCUUCCUAGACUCAUGAAGUUCUUACCCACCCUCCUUCCUUAUUCUGGUUCAGCCUCAAGUUUCCCUGUGGUUCUGGUUUUGUGUUACUAUGAAGCUCAGCUUAGUUUCAGGGUCAAGAUUCUUCUGCCUCAGCUUCCUGAUCACGAGGCUUAACUGCCUGUUUCACCAUGCCUGCCUUUUUCUCCUCGGUUCUUUACGUACGCUGCUCUUUUCUGUUUCCUGCCAUCUGCAUGUAUUGCUCAGAAUCCUGGCCUGGUGCUGGUUAAAUUAAACUGAGAGGUGAGCUGGAUUAGAGCCCUGCUGACCAGGGCCACUUCAAUCCUGCUUCAGCCCAGAGCACAACCUCUUUACUUCUCACUAGGCAAAGGAUCUGGGAUUGCUACGGCCCUGCUCCUUCUGCUCCCAUGUGCCCUUCCUCCCCUUAUACCAGCUAUGGCCAUGACUCCAGCAUGGGCAGUGGGGCAUGGAACACAGUGUGGGUGUCAAUAAGUCUUACUCCCACUGGAAUGCAAGUCAACCUUCCCAUGUCUUGAUUCCUUGUCUUUAAAGGAAGGACAACAGUCAGUCCCAAGACUAUGACAGUUCCUGCUUCCCACCCACACGUGGUGGACAUCCCAGCACACGCUACAGGCACUGUAGGCAGGUACACAGCCCUCUGCUCCCACUUCAGCCUCAGCCACGUGGUAGCUAUAAAAGUAGUCUUGACCUCAGAUAGUGACGACAACCUGGGCUGCCCUGAGCUUGACUCCAAACGGUGGCAGUGAUGCUAUGUCCUCAGCCCGUGGCAAACUUGGUUUUCUUCCACUUCUUGCUGCUUGGUCAGCUUGUUGCAAUGUCCAGCAACUUCCCUCUGAUUGACCAUCCCCUGCCCGGUGCUCAGUACUCACCCUUGCCUUGCUCCAGGCCUUGCUAGCAGCUAUCUAUGCCAAUACCUGCAAUUCUGGGUCUACCUCCCAGACACACCCAGCCCUGAGUCAGGAGAGCUGGGGAUGGAGAGGGAAGACACAGGAGCUGAGUUGCUGCUCACUCUGACCCUCAAAAAGACAAGCUACCUCAUUCAUGAUGCUAAAGCCUAAGCUCGAGAAAUGGUUGCCCCCACCAAGAGCACAGAUAUCCUUAAAAAGAAACCAAACCAAACAACAGCAAACAGGUGUCCCAGCUAGGUCAAGAGCUUGAGCCAUUGUCCAGCCACUGGUGUGGAUUUGCACUCUCUCCUCUUCUGGCCACUUUCCUGUCCCCCUCCUGUUUCUUCAUCUGUCACUGUGAUUGGACACAUUCACAUUGUGCACAGCCUCUUGCACAGCCACUGUGGGGUGAUGGUCACACACAGAACAUGUCAGAAUAGCCCCUGGUCUGUGCUGACUUAUAUAUGGAAACCCUAACCCCAUAUUUAAUGGUAUCAGGAAGUUAGGUCUCUCAAAGGUGAUCUUACAGUGAUGGUUGGGUUCUCAUGAAUGGGGUCAGUGGCCUUAAGAAAGAAGUCCAAGAGAGCUCCCAUCCCUUCCAAUGAGAACCAAGUAAGAAGAUGGUCAUCAAUGAAGUAGAGAGAAGACACCAGGAUUAAAUGUCUCAUGCCUUGGUGUCGGAAUCCCUGGCCUCUGGAACUAUAAGACAUAUCUUUCUUUUGUUUUGAAGGCACUAAGUCCAUGCCAUGGUUUUAUCUUUUUUUUUUUAAUUUAUGUAUUAUUUAUACAGUAUUCUGCCUGCCUGUGUAGACCAGAAGAGGGCACCAGAUCUCAUUAUAGAUGAUUGUGAGCCACCAGGUGGUUACUGGGAAUUGAACUCAGGGCCUCUGGAAGAGCAGAGUGCUCUUAACUGCUGAGCCAUCUCCCCAGCUCCAGUUUGUUUGUUUUUUAUGUGAGGAGGCAGAGACAGAAAUCAGCACAGAGUGCUUUUAUUUUGGGCUCUGGGUUGCUGAGGCACAGCACAAGGGCAAACAAGGACCCGAGGUCAAUAACCCAAGCCUCCCCCAGCACAUUUGUAAUCCAAGCACAAAGGAGGCAGAAACAGGCAGGUCCUUGGGGUUCACAGGCCAACCAACCUACCCUACAUGGCAAGUUCCAGGCCAGUGAAUGACUGUGUCUCUCAAAAGGACAGUGAUGGUAUCUGAGGAAGCUCUGGAGGUUGUGUUCUGCUCCAUGUGCAUACAUGCUCACAGGACCCACACAAGUUUUAUGCACAUACACAUAUACACAGGAACCAGGCUUGGGGUAGAGGCAACAAGGGUUUUGUGAGACAUAGUAGAAAAAUCAUAUAUUGCCACAAACACAUCUUUAAAAGUAAUUCUGGUGAGGGUUGGGGGGGGGGAAGAGAAGGGGGCUAUGUUACAGGAGCCUGAAUAUUAGAGAAUUCCCGUUUGAUAUUGAUGUAGUGAUGAAUAUCACAAAAGGCUAAAACUCAUGGCUGAGGUGGGAGCACACUGCUGAGCAGUGAGGAUAAUGAUGUGGCUCUGAGGUCUAUGAGGCCCAGGGACUAGAAUGUAGUGGUUUGAAUGACAAUGUCCCCCAUAGGUUAAGAUAUUUAAAUACUUGGUCCCCAUUUAGUGUUUCUGUUUGGGAAUGUUUAGGAGGUACGUCCUUGCUGGAGAAAGUAUGCCACUGGAAGCAGAACAUUCUAGAAUCCUGGGCUUCACAUGUCUUUCCUGCCUCAUUCUAAGACCCACAUCUAGGUCUUAAUCUGGGAUUCCUGGGUGGGGUGAGGAACCUCUGUGGUUGUAGGCCACAGUGUAUUUGCCUCCCUUGGGGAUAGGAGUCAGGGUUUUCACCAGAUCAUAGAAGAGUCAGUGAUGGAGGAUGGUGUCAGUGCACCUGGGCUCCAAGCUUGAGUAGCCUAUGCUAUGUACAUGGGAUCCUGCUCAGGAAUGACUUCUUGGGGGCUGGAGAGAUGGCUCAGUGGAUAAGAGCAGCUGGUGCUUGACCUUGGACAAGCCUCUAGCUUUGGUUGCUUGUAUGCCUGUUUCCAUGACUUCCUGUGAAGAUUGAACUGACCCACACGUAGCUGGUCACCCAGGCUAGAGGGUCACUUGCCUUCAUCAGCACUUGUUCUACAAGGAGGAACAAUGAAGACAAGACAGUAAUCCAGGUCUAGAACCUUGGUGGGCAGCUGUCAUCACAGGAGAGCGAGUCUGCUCUCUGCUCUCAGAGAUAGGAGGACGCCCUGUACGGAAGCUAGAGGGUGAAGCAAAUCUCUUCAAGGUUUCAGUUCUGGUCAAACACUGAAAGCCGGUCACAUCCCACACAAUUCAGGAAGCAGCUCUGGCAUAAGGCAGAAGCUAUGCAUCUGAAAGAGCCUGAUAGGUGCCCCUGUGGCAUCUUCCUGUGGCCUUCCAGUCACCUGUCUGGUACAAUGUCUGAGAAACAGAGGAAUUGUCAAUCAUUGAGUCACACUCAGAGCAAGCAUUAGCAUAGAGACUUGAGAGGAGCCAAAGUGGAGACUGAGGCAUGCAUUUUUAUGCAUCAGAGGCAGCUGAGGUUGAAGGGGACCAGAUCGUUGCCAUUUCUACAGCAGCAGGUCUCAUGAGAAUCCUCUGAAACACUUGCUAGGAUGCAGAGGGCUUAAUCCACCCUCAGGGCCCCGUCUCACAGCACAGGUGGGAUGACAAGUUCCCAGGUGUCACUAGUGUUGCCUGUAGGAGGACCACCAUACUCUGAAAGAUGGAUGAGGGGCUGUCAGGAGCUUGCCCCUGGCCCAGGAGGAAGCAAAGACUUCAUCUGCUUCUGUUCUGGCUGAGGGCUCAUCUGGAAAGUCCUUGAAAGAACCCAUGCGCUAUGGGCUCAGCCAGCCUUCUGCAGACGUGCUCACAGACUCUGGGGUGGCCUUUGCCUUUCGAGUGCCAUGUUUGCUCUGCCUCUCCAUGUUCCCUGAUCCACAGCUUUCCUCCUUCAUUGCAUCCUUCCACCUGUUCCCCCCUCACCUGAGACCUGAGGGAGGGGAGUGAGGAAGGGAGGACUGAGGGGCAAGUCUAGAUGCAGAUCUGUGAUCUCACUCCUGGCAGGCAUUGCUGGAACCUGGGUGGGGUGCAGGGCCACCUCUUGCUGCGAGAGGGUCACACCUCCUACCUGCUCCCUGGGGCUCAUUAGCUGCUGAGGUAAGGCUCAGUGUUUCUAGUUUUGCUGAGUCUUUUCUGAGACUCAAAAAGGGAAAUGAGCCAUUGCCACUCAGCAAACACUCUUUGAAACAGAAACUGAACCUUCUGCAGUUUCUAAUAACAUCCCAUGAACUAAAAAUGCAGAAGUCUGGCCUCUCUUCUUCAAAGUCCCCUUUCUGAAAAGAGAUGUCUGGAGCUAGCUUUCUGCUUACCAAGCUCCCAGAGAUGAAAUGGGAAGGGUUAGGUGUCCCCAACUUCAGUGACUGGCCUCUUGGGCUGUGUGAGGAGGUAGGAAAAGUCUCAACUCCUUGUUUUUUUUUUUUGUUUGUUUGUUUUUUUUUUUGUUUGUUUUUUGUUUUUUGUUUUCCCUCACUCCUCACACUUUAUCCUAUUGGGUAAAGGUCAGCAGCCACUGCAGUUCUGGAAAUGUGGGCUAGCUUCAAACUGGGGAACUCUAGAAGAGUCACUGACGUCUCUGUGGAUCUUGGAUUAUUAGUCUCGCAUGCCUUAGAAUUCUGAUCAUGUCAGAACAAACCACAGUUUGUAAGGCUUUCCUAGCUUGGGUUGUGUUCAUGGGGGCCAUGGCUUCAUCAUCAUCACUUUCUCUGGAUUUGGACUCAGCUAGGAGACGCACCUCUGGGCAUGUCUGUGGGGAUGAUUUGAGAAAGGCUUAAGUGAGGAGGGAGGACCCCUCCUGAGUGUGGGCGAUGCCAUCUCCUGUGCCGUAGCCUGGAUAAAAAGGGGAAAGAGAGCUGACUACAGAUGCAGUGUGCUAGCUGCUGCAUACUCUAGCUGCCAUCCCCUCCUCACGGGGAGGGAUUGUAUCUCCUCAAGCCAGAAGCCAACAUCAACACUUGUUCAACUUGCUUUCUUUGUCAAGCAUUUGAUCACAGCAAUAGAAAAAUAAAACUAAAUAAGCCCUUAGAGCCUUUUAUAUCUUGUCCCCUAGACAGAGUUGUAGGACCAAAGGGACCUGAUAGCCUGGAGCCCACACCCCUCUACUUGCUGGAGCAUGCUCUAGGGGCCUGGGAUGCCUGGAUCUCUUGCCAAAGUUGUGAACCUGUGAUGAUGGACAGAGCAGGCCUUGCCCUAUACUUAGGCCCCUAUGGAAGGGCUGUACUGGGCGCACCCCAGGCACACGGGAGAGCCUUGGGAUGGUGGAAUAGGUUGGGACACCAAUGUAUAUACCUAGGGGACCUUCCUAGAGGCAUAGAUGAGCAAAGCUCUGAUGCAUAUAAGGUGGUAUGGGGUUAAGUGAGAGGUCUGUGAUGGACUCACUAAGGUGCAUCCCAUAAUUCUCACUAGUUGCAUGGGCCUAAAAGAAUCACUGGAGAACUGGAAUAUCCAAUGGCCAUACUGGCCGCUAUUUCUCUACAUGGAAAGACAGUUUGUCAUUUUGCCCGAGUGACUGCAGGCAGAGGCUUAAACCCAUAACCAUAGCACAGAGAUGAUGGUUAGUUUUCCAGUGUCUCAAUUCUAAUUACCUGCAGGAGAAACACUUAGCCUCCUGCUCUAGUUUAUCAAACCAUCCUUAAAGCUCCAUGUUCUUCUCUCACUUCUCCGAGGUAGUCUUUCACUGGCUGAUGAUACUGCUAGCUAUUUUCUGGGAUCUGCCUGUCUCUGCCUCCCCAGUGUUGGCACUAUAAACGCACAGACAUGGUACCAGCUUUUUGUUUGUUUCUAGACAGGGUUUCUCUGUGCAGCUCUGGAUGUCCUAGGGUUUGCUCUGUAGACCAGGCUGGCCUUAAACUCAAUGAGAUCAUCUCUGCCUCAGUCUCCUGAGCGCUGGGAGUAAAAGUGUAUGUAACUCAAGUUCUCAUGGUACAAUAAAGCACUUUACUAACUGA
Messenger RNA from Meriones unguiculatus (Mongolian gerbil), 10369 nucleotides. It is a transcript of the gene Slc29a3, whose product is annotated as solute carrier family 29 member 3. The record is from RefSeq and is a predicted model, not a curated record. Bases 99 to 1526 code for a protein of 475 amino acids. Gene Ontology annotation, cellular component: Golgi apparatus; plasma membrane. The transcript is spliced from 6 exons. Gene Ontology annotation, molecular function: nucleoside transmembrane transporter activity. Gene Ontology annotation, biological process: nucleoside transmembrane transport. NCBI's taxonomy places the organism in Eukaryota, Metazoa, Chordata, Mammalia, Rodentia, Muridae.